AUCGGUGGUGCUUGCAGUCCACUUUAGCUUUCGAUCUACCUUGUGUCAUGAAAUAAGUUGGCAAAAUGCGUGUAUGGUGGGCCCACGGAGCUUUUACACCAGCGAUUUGGGCAGUAGAGGGGUCACAACCCAAUUCGAGUCCCGCAAUCCGCGUCCGAUUUCGGACACUUGUUACGCCGUGCGGUGAGAAUGAUGGGCCCGCAGUUGAAUCACAACGUAAAUAAAUGUUCCUCUGGGCUAUUUGACCGACAGAUUCCCUUAUCUUUGCCGUGACCUCCUCUUUUGUUAUUAUUAAUAAUUAUAGAUUUUCUCCUCGCCCGCUCCAAUCCAACCCAACUCAGAGCGCAAUGGCGUCCGUUCAACUCAUUUUCUUCAUCGUCUUCUUCCAAGUCGUCGUCGCGUCAACGGGCGUCAAACGAAGCUGGGCGAUCCGACUCGACAUCCCCAAGUUCCGAGAAGCCCCAGCAUUCCGCAACGGAAUAGAAUGCGGCAAUGUCGUGUGGCCUUCCCAGGACAGGCACGCCCAUCACCAUCCCUCCGUCAUCCACAUCGCCAUGACCCUCGACACCUUCUACCUCCGCGGCUCCAUCGCAGCCGUCCUUUCCGUCCUUCAACACGCCACCUGCCCUGAGAACAUCGUCUUCCACUUCCUCGCAUCCUCCCACCGCCUCCGUCGUACCAUCCUCUCCACAUUCCCCUACCUCAACUUCCACCUCUACCACUUCGACGCCAACCUCGUCAACGGCAAGAUCUCCUCCUCUAUCCGCCGCGCGCUGGACCAGCCCCUGAAUUACGCCAGGAUGUACCUGGCGGAGCUCCUACCGAAGGGCGUCCGCCGCGUCAUCUACCUGGACUCAGAUCUGGUCGUGGUGGACGACGUGGCGAAGCUGUGGAGCAUCGAUCUGGGGCCUCACGUGCUGGGUGCGCCUGAGUACUGCCACGCGAAUUUCACCAACUACUUCACGCACAAGUUCUGGGCGGAUCCGGUUCUGUCCAAAGCGUUUGAGGGAAGGAGGCCGUGCUACUUCAACACGGGUGUGAUGGUGAUAGAUCUGGAGAGAUGGAGGGGAGGGAGGUACACAGAGAAACUGGAGGGAUGGAUGAGAAUACAGAAGAGGGUGAGGAUAUACGAGCUAGGAUCACUACCACCGUUCCUUCUGGUUUUCGCAGGUAAUGUGAGAGGGGUGGGCCACAGAUGGAAUCAGCACGGCCUGGGUGGAGACAAUCUGGAAGGCCUGUGCCGGGAUCUGCAUCCAGGGCCGGUCAGCUUGCUUCAUUGGAGCGGCAAGGGUAAGCCAUGGCUGCGAUUAGAUUCCAAGCGCCCUUGCCCGUUGGAUACGUUGUGGGCCCCUUAUGACCUCUACCGACACGCUUCCUCCAAUGCCUUCUCGUUUUCGGACAGCUAAGCAGCAAUAAAAAGAGAAAUAGAGAUGGCGAGAAAAACGGGAAAAAGGAGAUACGAUCAGGGCCGCUCGAUGAUUAUCUCUCAUGUAAUCAUGUUCGUUGGGCUUUAAGACAAAUGCAAAAGAGUAUAAAAGAAGAAAGUGGCAGUAAUACGCGGAAUGGUGACGUAAGGAAAGAAUUCUUGAUCGGUGAUCCAGAUCCUUUAUACAGUUGCUGUAAAUUUUUUGUUGACCGUUUAUUUGUGUGCGAUCCAUGAGGGUAUGUAUCUGUUAAAGCUUGAGGAGAUUUUUUGCAAUUAGUACAUCCAUGAUGAGGCCCAUCUGAUUAAGGGUGUGGAUCAAAAUAUCAUGGGCGCCAUUUGUGCGAAAUGGCUCUUCAGGUCACAACAUAUUCAUUAGCUCUCGUUCGUUAAAUAAGCAUGACGGCAACCGUCGACGAUGAGGUCGCUCCUGAUCGUGAUGCGGAGGUGUGGAUACAGCACCAUUUGUCUGCAAGACGUAGAAAAACACAAAAGAAAAGAAAGAUUCGAAGGACGUUUGGUUUGGUGCUAUGCUUGAGUAAAUUUGUGUACAUGUACAUGGGCUUUAGCAGGAGAAAAAUUUGAUCUCA
This is a messenger RNA of Magnolia sinica, 2013 nucleotides long. Its product is annotated as probable galacturonosyltransferase-like 3. The transcript has a single exon. NCBI's taxonomy places the organism in Eukaryota, Viridiplantae, Streptophyta, Magnoliopsida, Magnoliales, Magnoliaceae. The record is from RefSeq and is a predicted model, not a curated record. The coding region runs from base 348 to 1406 and encodes 352 amino acids. Gene Ontology annotation, molecular function: glycosyltransferase activity. Gene Ontology annotation, cellular component: Golgi apparatus.